AUGCAGAGGGUAGAGGUGGCUAGACUUUUACAGAACCCAGCACGCGAGAUUCAUUUGCCUAAAGCACCCAGAGAAAAGUCAAUCCGACCACCACGAGAAAUGAUGAAGAAUGUGCAAGGUAGUUCAGCUGGGGCUGGGUCGGGUGAAUUCCAUGUGUAUAAGCAAAGUCGUAGGAGAGAAUAUGAACGACUGCGAUUGAUGGAUGAAAAUGAAGAAAAGGAACGAUUGAAGGCCGAGUUCGAGAGCAAACAAGCCGAAAUCAAGCAGCAAGUCGAAGCCAAAACAAAUAAGAACCGACUAAAGAGACAAAAGAAGAAAGACUUGCGGAAGAAGAAGUCGCAGAAAUUGGAUGAUCAAGGGCGACCAAAGAAAGCCAAUCAAGCCGGAGAAGAGCAAUCGGGAGACUCGGGAUCUGACGGUUCUGGUUCAGAGACAGAAAACGAUCCGAAAAAGAAGAGAAAGAAGUUGGGUGCGGCGCCGAUUGCUGAAGGAAUGGUCUUCAAACAACCUAACCAAAACGACGAAGAUGACCCCGAGAAUGACGAGCAGGAACAAGCCCAAAACCCCUCCGAAGACAAACUAGAUAAUCCUGAUCCGACUUCUGCUCCAUCCGACCAACUUUCAACAACAGUGCCUGUAGCUCAGUCGGUUGGUUUGAUAAUAGUCGACGAUGAGUUGUGA
Messenger RNA from Puccinia triticina, 681 nucleotides. RefSeq lists its product as uncharacterized. Gene Ontology annotation, molecular function: protein kinase binding; protein kinase inhibitor activity; double-stranded RNA binding. Gene Ontology annotation, biological process: negative regulation of protein kinase activity. Gene Ontology annotation, cellular component: nucleolus. The transcript is spliced from 5 exons. The coding region runs from base 1 to 681 and encodes 226 amino acids. The record is from RefSeq and is a predicted model, not a curated record. Lineage: Eukaryota; Fungi; Basidiomycota; Pucciniomycetes; Pucciniales; Pucciniaceae.